Molecule: messenger RNA, 2135 nt
Organism: Apodemus sylvaticus (European woodmouse)
Lineage: Eukaryota; Metazoa; Chordata; Mammalia; Rodentia; Muridae
Product: high mobility group protein B2-like
Exons: 2
Coding region: 223-570 (115 amino acids)
Source: RefSeq, a predicted model, not a curated record
AAAAGUGGAGACUCAGGACUGAUCCAAUGCACUAAUUUACAUGACAGAAGUGGAAAAUGGGUGAAGGUGGUACCAGGGACUAAGGCCAGUUCAGAACAAAGUCAUGGACUUCAGUACCUUUAAUUAAAACACAAAACAUUAAAAAAAAAAUCUAAGCAGAGAGCUAUCAGAGAACAAGAUUUGAUAUUCUGUCUCUGUUAAGAAACAUAUAAACAGAGGUGAAUGGGGUCCUUUAACCUUAAUUCCAAGUAUGAAAACAUCAGCCAGAAAGGAAGGCCGCACAAAGAAUAUUCAGAACAAUUCCAGACAAGUCACACCAUCCACAGGUCUCAUGUGAGAAGUUUUAUUGGCAGAGACAGUCUCUGUGAAGGGGUUGGAGUGAGAAGAGGAGGAGGAGAAGAGGAAGAAGAAGAGAAAGAAGAAGAAGAGGAAGAGGAAGAGGAAGAAGAGGGAGAGGGAAGAAGAAAUGACUAUGGGCUUUGGGGACAAGUAUUUUAUCUGGGUCAUGACACAUGUGACACAUGUGACAAGGGUCUGUGUGAAGGUGCCAUGGCAAUGGAUGUCACCUAAAGAUGAUAUGUCUUGUCUCUGGGUCCAAUAGCCGUCUGUAAAAGUUCUUCUAGCUUGGCAGAAUUAAUAUAGUAAAAAUGGCCAUCUUGCCAAAAGCAAUACACAGAUUCAAUGCAAUAUCAAAAUCCCAACUCAGUUCUUUAUAGAGUUAGAAAGAGCAAUUCUCAAAUUCAUCUGGAAUAACAAAAAACUCAGGAUAGCUAAAACUAUUCUCAACAGUAAAAGAACGUCUGGGGGAAUCAGUAUCCCAGACCUUAAGUAGUACUACAGAGCAAUAGUCUUAAAAACUGCAUGGUAUUGGUACAGUGACAGGCAGGUAGAUCAAUGGAAGAGAAUUGAAGACCCAGAAAUGAACCCACACACCUAUGGUCACUUGAUCUUAGACAAAGGAGCUAAAACCAUCCAGUGGGGGUAAAAAAAAAAAUAGACUUUUCAGCAAAUGGUGCUGUUCAACUGGAGGUCAUCAUGCAGAAGAAUGCAAAUUGAUCCAUUCUUAUCUCCUUGUACUAAGCUCAACUCCAAGUGGAUCAAGGACCUCCACAUAAAACCAGACACACUGAAACUAAUAGAAAAGAAACUGGGGAAGACCCUUGAGGACAUUGGCACAGGGGAAAAGUUCCUGAACAGAACAGCAAUAGCUUAUGCUCUAAGAUCAAGAAUUGACAAAUGGGACCUUAUAAAAUUACAAAGUUUCUGUAAGGCAAAGAACACUGUCAAUAGGAUAAAACAGCAACCAACAAACUGGGAAAGAGCUUCAUCAACCCUACAUCUGACAGAGGGCUAAUAUCCAAUAUAUACAAAGAACUCAAGAAGUUAGACUUCAGAGUGCCAAACAACCCUAUUUAAAAAUGGGGUACAGAGCUAAACAAAGAAAUUUCACCUGAAGAAUUUUGAAUAGCUGAGUAGCACCUUAAGAAAUGUUCAACAUCAUUAGUCAUUAGGAAAAUACAAAUCAAAACAACCCUGAGAUUUCACCUCACACCAGUCAGAAUGGCUAAGAUUAAAAACUCAGGAGACACCAGGUGUUGGUGAGGAUGUGGAGGAAGAGGAACACUGCUCCACUGCUGGUGGGAUUGCAAGCUGGUACAACCACUCUGGAAAUCAUUCUGGUGAUACCUCAGAAAACUGGGCAUGACACUUCUGGAGGACCCUGUUAUACCACUCCUGGACAUAUACCCAGAGGAUUCCUUGGCAUGCAAUAAAGAUACAUGCUCCACUGUGUUCAUAGCAGCCUUAUUUAUAGUAGCCAGAAGCUGGAAAGAACCCAGAUGUCCCUCAAUGGAGGAAUGGAUACAGAAAAUAUGGUGUAUUUGCACAAUGCAAUACCACUCAGCAAUUAAAAACAAUGAAUUCAUGAAAUUCUUAGGCAAAUAGUUGGAAAUGGAAAAUAUCAUCCUAAGUGAGGUUAUCCAAUCACAAAAUAACACACAUGGAAUACAGUCACUGAUAAGUGGAUAUUUGCCCAGAAGCUCUGAAUACCCAAGAUACAAUUCACAUAUCAAAUUAUUCCCAAGAAGAAGGAAGGAGAAGGCCCUGGCCCUGGAAAGGCUUGAUGAAGCAAUGUA